Messenger RNA from Anisakis simplex (herring worm), 339 nucleotides. The record is from the annotation of a GenBank genome assembly. NCBI's taxonomy places the organism in Eukaryota, Metazoa, Nematoda, Chromadorea, Rhabditida, Anisakidae.
AUGUCAACAACAACAACGAUACACGGUGGAUGUGAGGGUCCAGAUGCGAUGUACGUAAAAUUGAUUAGCAGUGAUGGACACGAGUUCAUCAUCAAAAAGGAUCUGGCUUUAACAUCGGGUACAAUCAAGGCAAUGCUCUCUGGACCGGGCACUUAUGCUGAAAAUGAAUCGAACGAAGUGAAUUUCAGGGAAAUACCGUCGCAUGUCCUACAGAAAGUAUGUCAGUACUUCACAUAUAAAGUACGAUAUACGAAUAGCUCCACAGAAAUUCCAGAAUUUGUGAUCGCACCCGAAGUGGCUCUUGAGUUAUUGAUGGCUGCGAAUUUUUUGGAUUGUUAA